This is a messenger RNA of Vitrella brassicaformis, 4379 nucleotides long. The record is from the annotation of a GenBank genome assembly. Lineage: Eukaryota; Vitrellaceae.
UAGCAACCGAAUUUGACCCCAUCGAGGGCGCACAGCAGGUGAUGUCACUCAGUCUUACACCCCACGCCGACCUUUGUAUGGAAGACACAGACACAAGAAGGGAAAACCGGCACAUUGCUUUCUUCCUAUGGAGACGACAAAGGCCUGGACCCCAAGGCUCAUCGCUGCAAACAGCAGACGGACAGGUGCGAGGCAUGCAGGCCCUCUAUGUGUCCUGCAGGCUUCUUUGGCCCCUGCAUGGUUUGUGCAGCUCCCUUGCCUAGUCGCGUACACGGGUCACUGAUAGGUCUGGAUGACCGAUAAUGGUGGACAGAAACAACACGGAGGUCAGCAAAGAUUGCUUUCGCCCUGAAAAAAUGCCCGCUCAGCGUACCGAGCGGAAAGUGGUUAUGCGGGGUCCUGACCAGAAAGAAAGUCCCAUGAAUCCGGAGGCUUUUGAUCUGACGUGAGCUUACAGGAGGACAAUUGGAUAGACAGGCGAGAUCGUGAGAGAGCCCAACAUGACAAGGAGAAACGUCCACUCGCCCAGGAACUUGGAGACAAGCAUCCGCCCUGAACGCAAUAUACAGAGAUACACACACACACACACAUACGAACACACACGAACACACACACACACACACGCACACACACUGCUAUUGGAUGUCUCCCUUCCCUACUUGGUGUGGGCAGGUAUGGCUUGCAGAUGGACAGCACCAGGUAGGUGGUAAUGCUGUUGAAGACCGUUGUGAAGACGGUAAACCUGUGGCAGCAAAGAGCACAUUUUUGGUCAGAUAGAUAGAGAGGCAGACAAGAUAGACGGAUACAUUCAAGUCAAUUCCUUCCCCUUGUUCCCCUUUUGCGUACAUGAAGAAUCUGUCGAAUGCCUCUUGACUGAGGUCGGUGAAGGCGGGGUACAGGUGGCCAGAUGGCGCUACGUUCCGUAUGUACCACAUGUAGAGAAACACUUGGAAUGGGCCGAUUAUCUGCACACAACCAACAGGCAAUCAAGCCACCAAGGACAGGCAGAUGCGCGAUGCAUGUCUCCCUCCCCCGCCUCACCAACCUCUGUGAAAGCUUGAAUGAGGAAGGUACCAAAGGCGGCCGUCACGUCCUCAAAGAUGCGAUCGUCCAACGUAUAGAUGGACAGCAGCUCCCCCGUUCCCCCCCUCACCAGCGACACAAUUGCCGACGAACGGCGCCCUGUGGACGCCACAAGACUCUUGAUCGACGACCGGCGCUUUGCUUGAUACGCCUCGAGCUCCUUAUCGAGCUGCUCCAUCUCCUUCGCCUUCUCCGCGACUGUCACGCUCUUUCUCUGCGGGAUCGGCUGCUGCUGCUGCUGCUGCUGCUGUGGGGGCUCAUCGGAUUGGGAGGAGGCUUGGAAAUCGCUCGUCUGGCUCUGAGGCGACAGGACGUCGUCAGGCACGGCCUUGUUAUCGGCGUGAAGGUGCCCGAUGGUGACUUGUUUGACCGGCGGCUGCAUCGAGAACAUGGCUGCCACGUCACUUUCCUGCUGCUGCUGCUGCUGCUGGUCUUCAGUGUUGCCAUUGUCGGCUGCUGCUCCCUCUUCAAUGUCGUUGUGGUCCCUGAGAUGUUGGGUGGUGUGUGCGGUAAGAUACUUGGCUAGCGCGCUGUGGCGGCGAGACGCCAUGAACGCCUCCGGGUUCUUCCUUUGAGUGUUUGGCGAGUGCACGUUUGGCAAUGUCUCCAUGCCGUAGCCUGCCGUAUGUAUACAUCAACGCAAGACGAUAAGAGCUAAGUACCCUGACUGCAUGGAGAUGUGUGUACCGACCGCAUGUGAGGACAAGGAGCAGGUUAGACCACAGGCACCUGCAGCAGCUCUCCAGAGUGAAACUCCUCUGCGGCUGCUUGGCACGCCUGUACUCGCCUGUGGACGUCACGCGACGCACCGCUCUGUUGUGCUCCUGCAUUGCAUGCAUGCCGUAGUCAGUCAAUGAAGGAGGUGCGUACUCGCUCUCCUUGGCUUUGCUUUGCUUGGUUCACCUACGCGGAUGAUGGUAUAGGCCGGGUAGGCAAGAAACAGGCACCGCUGGAGCGCCGACAUCCAGAACUGGCAUCAUACAGACAUACAAGUAUGGACCAUGGCUGCCUGUUUCUGCCUGUCUUACCACCCACACACGGAUCGUUGGGAACAAGAUAGACAUGUACCUGUAGGCCAGGCAACAGAUCGAUCAGCCUGCGGGUCACUUACACAGUAUGUCUGUGAGCGAACAGGUGUCAAUGAGGUGCUCACAUCGUGGUGACCAUUUCAGGCAACCUAAUGCAGAAAGAGCACAACGACAUGAUGAAUGAGAAAGGUUUUUUGAACGACAUAUAUAUACAGACAGACAUACAUGGCUCCUGCGAUCUCCAUCUUCCUCCUGGUCUUUCUCAGCACGUUCCUCGCGAAGUAAACCAGGUAAUAUCUGCGGACAGACAGAGAAACAAAUCGAUGUGCAUCCAUCACUCAUGUCCCUCCGUUGGCCUGCCCGAAUGUAGGAAAGAUGAAGACCAGCAUUCCCUCCACGAAGGCCUGCUUGUGCUGCGCGGCCAACACGACCAAUGACGUGUACAGCACCACCGCCAGCCAGAGGGCCGGCGCAAACAUGCAGAUGAAGGUGCAGAAGAGCCAGCGCUUGAAGCCCUGCAGACACGCAUUCACCGCCGGCCGUCAGAGAGAGAGAGAGAGCAACAGCCAUCCUGGGGUUAGCGAGCCCACCUACCCAGGAGCUGGUCCAGUAGCGCUCCUUCCACUUAGGCAGAGCAAAGAGGACGCAGAAACACCUACAAGGCCGGAAGUAACAAGAAAUACGCGCAUUCAAUCCGUUCCUCGUGUAUCUGGCUCACUGGACAACGAAUAUCGGUAUUCCAAUGACGAAGGCAUGCGCAGGCACACCUGGUAGGGAGAAGACGGAACCAUGUCUCCUUUUAAGUGCGCCACGCCAUAUGAAUUCGCUUUUGCGCCUUUUUCUGUGCUGAGGAUAGGUCACCGGUGACUCCUGAGCCAGCACUGAUGCCCAGGGUAAUUGCUGGCCCUAUGAGACCCGGAACGAAUGACCACUGAAUGAAAUGCAAGCAGGCAGGCCACAGAUAUGAAUGCGUCCGUCUGUCUGUCUGUCUCUGACCAAGAGUGUCCAGAAGGUUAUUUGCUCCGAAAGAAACCCGGGGAUCCAGGUACAGGGUAGGGCACCUAUCAACAGACGAAACUAGAGAGAGAGGGAGAGAGCCUGAGAAGGCAAUAUGUCUCUCAGUUUCUUGUCUUCACCAUUGGCAGGUAGCCCCAAAAGUAGAGUAUCUGGUCCUGUAGAACACGCAUCCAUUCCUCAUCUAUGGCCAGACAUUGACAAAGAUCGAAGGAAGGAAUACGUUCAUCACCUGCCAUGGCUGAUCCUCCUGAACGCAUAAAAUUCAGAGAGAAAGAGAGAAAGAGAGAAAGAAAGAAAGAAACAGAAUGAAGGAAAGAAAGAGACACGGAGGUAGGUCGAUCAAGUGUCUUACGUACAUCUUUGAGGGGCAUGCUAUUCCAUAUCAGCCCCAUCAACGUGGGGACGAGCGCCAGAAAAAUGAUGCGGCAGGACACAAACAUGAGGUCGCCCACCGGCCCCGUGCAGCGUUCCCGCUGAGGGCUGUCCAGCACCCACGUGGUGAUUAUACUGUCGUCAUCGCCAAAGGCCGACCUACAGAUGCCACCAGAUCCCUCCAUGCAGACAAAACACAUCCGGCUACUCUGCCCUCCCAAUCAAGCAUUUAAGGCCACCUGACGGCGUCGAUAAAAGCCACAACGCGCCCGCUCCUGAAGAAGCUGUCGAACAAUGAUCGCCGCGUCGACGCGUCUCCGCCCUCCUCCGACUGAAAAGCCUGUGACCCGCCACUCGCAGCCAGGGCCUGGCCGUCCUCGCCCCUGCGCGACAGCAUCACAGACUUCUUCUUGCUGUCAGGAGACGGCAGCGGCAGACUCGGUCCUGGCGCGGUCGUGUCUGUCGGGUGUGUGUCGACCUCUCCUGGAAGCCCCUCGAGCUCUGGCGCUGUCUCGUUGGUGUCAACGAAGAGAGCCUCGCCCACUGCAGGGAUGUUUGAUGCCCAUGUCGGGCUGUCUUCAAGUAUGGACGCGGCUUGCGAAUGGGCGCCUGGUGACGCAUCGGUGUCGCCUGUGGGGAGGUGAACGGUCCUGUUGAUCUCUUCAUUUUCUUCCAGAGGGGGAGGGGAGGCAGGAGAGCCCAUGGCUGGUCCGGGGCGGCUCAGCUUCUGGUUCUUGUCGGGUCGGAUGACAACAGAAACAUCGUCUGAACGCGUGGGCCCUUCCGUCAUGACUCACAGAUUGGGAACUCUAUCGUCUUCUCUGGCGACACCGAAAGCAGCGACAUGGUCACACCAAAGAAUGAACGCAUGUCGUGCCA